AUGUAUCCAUGAGUGUUAUUUAGUGUAUGAAAUGUAACUAAAUCUAUCUAAACUUAAUUCUACCUAAAUGUGUUCUCUCUCUGACAAAAGUACCAGCUUAAUCUCCUCCCAAAAACCCACAGUUUGAGGAGUGAAUCAGACCCUUUUCAGACCUGGACAGAUUGAAAUGUCCAACCCCUUCAUAAUUCCCGCAAAACACCGCCAUAUACAGUCUAUGAGCACCGCAACACACGCUGUGACGUAACGAGGCCUCGCUCUCGGUAGUCACGUGAUUGUUGGGCAUGCCGAAGCAGGGAUCCAGACACUGUCUCGGAACACUUCCUCUCCAAAAGCUCGGCACUGUCCAGCAAACUGGCUCCAGCGUAACAUCAGUAGAAACAGUGUCCCGGUUCCCUGAUGAGAGACGCAGAGCAGCUGCUGCACCGACUCAGCUGCAUCUCAUUCUGUCAUCAGCGCAGUAUAUAGACGGGCCCCACAUGGCUCAUUGUUGCUGCCUCCAGACAGACACCACCAGAGGUCCUCCUGUAGAGGACCUGGAUCCCCCGGUAGAGGACCUGGAUCCCCCGGCAGAGGACCUGGAUCCCCCGGUAGAGGACCUGGAUCCCCCGGUAGAGGACCUGGAUCCCCCGGCAGAGGACCUGGAUCCCCCGGCAGAGGACCUGGAUCCCCCGGCAGAGGACCUGGAUCCCCCGGCAGAGGACCUGGAUCCCCCGGUAGAGGACAUGGAUCCCCCGGUAGAGGACCUGGAUCCCCCCAGCAAACCUCCGGUUGAGGUUCUUGCUAGCCGUCCUUCAGAAGAGGACAGGACCCCCCCGCCUCCUCCUCGGACCAGCUCCGUUCCCGGCCCUCCCCAGGAGCCGCCGACGCACGCAGCCGCACGUCCUGCGGCUCGAGGACGCGCCCUCCGGACCGCCGGACUUCCAGGAGCCCGACUGCACCCCUGUUCCGGUCUACCUGCCCCUUGAAGAGGACGCGGUGUCGUUCCUGGCUGCAGCUGCCGUGAUCCCCCAGGUGCAGAGUGCCGGCGUGCGCCUCCCCCGUUAGUGAGUUCUGGUCUAAGUUGACAUAUUCGUUAGUUUGUAGACUCUGACAAUAAAGCCUUGCUUGGUUUAAAUCUG
Messenger RNA from Amphiprion ocellaris (clown anemonefish), 1118 nucleotides. RefSeq lists its product as uncharacterized. The record is from RefSeq and is a predicted model, not a curated record. The coding region runs from base 282 to 965 and encodes 227 amino acids. The transcript is spliced from 2 exons. Lineage: Eukaryota; Metazoa; Chordata; Actinopteri; Pomacentridae.